Messenger RNA from Dacryopinax primogenitus, 894 nucleotides. Its product is annotated as mitochondrial carrier. The annotation marks the transcript as partial. Lineage: Eukaryota; Fungi; Basidiomycota; Dacrymycetes; Dacrymycetales; Dacrymycetaceae. The transcript has 5 exons. The record is from RefSeq and is a predicted model, not a curated record. Gene Ontology annotation, biological process: transmembrane transport.
GAGAUCCUCACUUUCUUCAUCGCUGGAGGAUGUGCGGGUGCAGCGAGCAGGACCGUCGUUUCACCAUUAGAGAGGCUAAAGAUCCUCCAACAAGUCCAGCCACACCAGUCUGGUCGCGCGCUCGCUUAUACAGGCGUGUGGUCCGGACUUGUAAAGAUGUGGCAGGAAGAGGGGUUCAAGGGGUUCAUGCGCGGUAACGGCGUAAACUGCGUUCGUAUCGUGCCCUACAGCGCUGUCCAGUUCACGAGCUACGAGCAACUGAAGACGGCGAGUUCUCGCCUUUGGUUCACCAACAACGGGCAGACAAAACUCGACACCCCUACACGUCUCUGCGCAGGCGCCCUCGCGGGUAUAACAAGCGUAGUGACGACCUACCCCCUCGAUCUCGUCCGUUCCCGGCUCUCCAUCGUCUCCGCCUCCCUGGACUCGCACUCGCAUGCGAAAGACAAGAUCCCCGGAAUAUGGGGAAUGACGGCCAAGGUCUACCGGGAAGAAGGCGGGAUCCGCGGGCUGUAUAAGGGACUCGUCCCGACCGCGGUGGGCGUAGCGCCCUAUGUGGGGAUCAACUUUGCCGCAUACGAGCUUCUGCGGGGGAUCAUCACCCCCCCGGAAAAACAGACGACGUUACGCAAACUCCUGUGCGGCGCUCUGGCAGGCACUAUCUCCCAGACAUGUACUUACCCGCUCGACGUCCUCCGCCGGAAGAUGCAAGUCAACGGGAUGAAAGACAAUGUCCUCGGGGUCAAGUACAAGAGCGCGACGGGGGCGGUCAUCAGUAUCGUCCGUACUGAGGGGGUCGUAGGGCUGUAUAGGGGUUUGUGGCCGAAUUUACUCAAGGUCGCGCCGAGUAUUGCAACGAGCUUCUUUGUCUACGAGUCGGUAAAGGAGUUUUUG